Molecule: messenger RNA, 3177 nt
Organism: Cordyceps militaris CM01
Lineage: Eukaryota; Fungi; Ascomycota; Sordariomycetes; Hypocreales; Cordycipitaceae
Product: HEAT repeat protein
Exons: 2
Coding region: 1-3177 (1058 amino acids)
Biological process (GO): chromatin remodeling
Cellular component (GO): cytoplasm
Source: RefSeq, a predicted model, not a curated record
AUGGAGGCAGUAACGGACUCAGUGGCGAGCAACGCCUUAUUCCAAAGGCUAAAACCAUGCUGUGUUGAAAUUAGUCGACUUACAAUUCGGGAUGAAAAUGGGCCGUCCUCAGCCCGCGAAUUGCAGAUUCUCACCACUACGCUAUUGGAUAUCCUGCAGUCGUCAUCCACCGACUUACACGAUAAGCUGGCCGAAUAUGUCUUUUUCCCAUUGUCCCAUAUAUUCCGGCAAAUGACCAGGUACCCAAUGACGAUUAUAGAGAAUUGUGUAGCCUGCCUGCGAAUUCUCAUUCAAUGUGGCUGGCGAAUGAGGAUAUCGCCCGCUCUCGUCCAGCAAAUAUUUACCCUCCUCGUCUUUCUCAUUGACGGCGUGCCUGGUUCCGACGAAAACCAAGAAAAGCCCGAAGAACUUAUCUUGGAGUCGUUCCGCACCAUGACAGCCCUCCUCGAUGCUGCCGCAGGAUCCGCACAGGCUGCUGCCGGUUUGGCAGCGCCCACAGCAAUUCCGCAGCUGGGUCACGGCGUCACGGCGAUACUAGAAGGCAUUACAGACGGCGUCGCUCCAGCGAUACAGGAAGAGGCACUCAGCUCCUUGGUUGCGCUGUAUCGAGCAAUCAGAGACCGUGCCGCAUUGGCCACUUUUCUACCUGGCUCAUUAUCCAAACUUGCCAUGGUUCUCCACACGCCGGCGCGAUAUAAAACCUCGGUGCUUGCAGGUUGCCUGGACGCCGUGAGGGUCAUAUUGACAAGCGUCCUUGGCGAUUUGCGCACGCGAUCGAUUCUUGUCAAGAAGAACAACGAUGAGGCCGAGGAAGAUGAUAAGAACAAGGUUCUCGGACCAGCCUGGCUGAAUGCCACGGUCGGGCAGGUCAAAAAGGCCUUGGCGACAAUGAUGAAGCUCCGCGCACAUGAAUCUGAAAAUGUUAGGACUGCACUUGAUCGCCUGUGCAUUACAUUGUUGGAUGAGUGCCACGAAACCUUGUCCAACUGUUCGGGUCUGCUUGUUGAGACGGCCAUCAUCCUGGAUUCAAGCGACCGCGACUCUUUCACCGAAACAAACCUGUCUCAUAUAACUGGAAUAUACCCCGAGCUACUGGAUGUGGUGAAAACGACGGUGUAUGACUGGAUGUCGAGCUUACCGCGACACAUGCAAUCUGCCGACGAGGAUGUUAAACGGAUUGCAAUCCACAAUUUUUCCAAGGGCAUCGAACUUUUGAGGAGUCUACACAUCGAAUCCGCCACAAUGGAAACUGCCUUGUCUAAUACACUCUGCGAGACCAUCACCUCACUGCUCCAGACCAAAACAUCAAUUUCCGAUAACGCCACGCCGAUCCAGCUCUUAGAGACCAAGUCCAUGGUGGAAGCUGCUGGCAAGACGUCGCACCCCCCUGUAAUACUUUCACACGAAAGUCAACGAGGCCUGAAGCGAGAGCUUGUGUCUCUCCUCCGAGCCGUUAGCUUGACUUCUCAGUCAGGCGCACUGCUAGCUGAUAUGGUGGAUUUCGCUAGGAGCAAUGCAGAGAAAAGUCAAGUCGCUGCCUACUGGCUGUCGCUGGAGAUGAUCAAAGCUGCGCAUGCCUCCUCUGCCGACGACGAUGCCCUUCUCAACUUAUCCGACGUUUCAGAUGGAUCUUACGACACCGAUGCUGCUUUGAGCGAACUGUAUUCAUUCUCGGUUGAUAUCUUAGACUCCCACAGCGAUGCGUCAGCGGUCGACUGGCGCAUGGAGGCUCUCGCGCUCGAAGUUGUCGCCUAUGCUUCCCAGAGAGCUGGAGAGUCGUUUAGGCCAGAACUCAUCGACGUCUUAUUCCCCAUUGCAACGUUUCUAGGGUCACACGAUCCCCAACUUCAACAGCAUGCCGUGGCUACGCUAAACAUUUUGGCUUCAGCGAGCAAAUAUGAUUCCGUCUCGGACCUGAUUGUCAGCAACGUCGACUACAUGCUCAGCUCUGUGGCGCUGCGCCUCAAUACGCUGGAUAUAUCGCCAGCGUCCACAAAAGUGCUCACGAUGAUGAUACGCCUGGCGGGACCGCGCCUCAUUCCGUUCAUGGAUGACGUUGUCGAGUCCAUAUUUGCCGCCCUGGAUAACUAUCACGGGUACCCCAUGUUCGUCGAGAGCCUGUUCGACGUGCUCAAAGAGAUUGUGGAUCAAGGCGCCAAGACGGAAAGCAUGCGGCUGCUCAAAGACCACGAGAAAAAGGAAAUCCAUCACAAAAAACAGCCCGGCCAGCCGGAAGACUUGAACAGCCUGAUGGUUUUUUUGCACAAACGCGAUGAGCGAAGGAAGCGUGACGAAGAAGAAGCGCGGGAUACGCAACCACUAAAAGGCCACCCGCAAACACCCUGGGGCGAGCCCGAAAAGAAGGAUGGGGAUGGGGAGAUGACCGACACGGGCGGCGAGCCCCCCAGCGAAGAGAAGCCGCCGAGUUCGUCCACCUACCAGCUUCUGAGCCGCGUAGCCAGCCUGACGCAGCACUACCUGACAUCGCCGACGCCGCGGCUGCGACGAUCCCUGCUCGCGCUGCUCACGUCCGCCACGCGCGUGCUCGCCGCCGACGAGGACGCCUUCCUCCCGCUCGUCAACACCCUGUGGCCCGUCGUCAUCGGCCGGCUGCGCGACCCAGAGCCGUACGUCGUUGUCGAGGCGUGCGCCGCGCUCGCGGGCCUGUGCGCGGCGGCGGGCGACUUUCUCGCGUCCCGCUUCCAGACGGCGUGGCACGACGACCUGCGCGAAUUUUGCCGGGCAGCAAAGCGCGCCGCCGCCGCCGCAGCAGGCGGACGGAUCCAGGGGCCGGCAUCUUCGGUGGAUGUCAUGGUGCCGCUGCGCGGAGAACACGGGCUGGACGUUGUGCGCGCCGGCACGCUGCGCCGCAAGGAGGAGAAGCUGUCGGCGGCGAGCGGCAGCGGCCUCGGGCAGCACGCCUCGCCGGCGCGCAUAUGGGCCGCGGUUGUCGCGCUGCUGACGGCGGUGGUGGCGCAUGUGCGCAUCGAAGACGGCAUGUUUGACGACGUGCUGGAGCUGCUGGUGGACGUGCUGGACAAGAGGCCGGAGGUCAGGGAGGCGCUCGAGGUGAUUAACGCGGAUGCCGUGUGGUUGGCGCUGUAUGAACGGGGCAUGACGGCGUGGCAAACGGCCCCGACGGUCGAGGGCGCGUCGUUUAUCGCUCUGCAGACAUAG